Molecule: messenger RNA, 767 nt
Organism: Ruditapes philippinarum (Manila clam)
Lineage: Eukaryota; Metazoa; Mollusca; Bivalvia; Venerida; Veneridae
Exons: 5
Biological process (GO): synapse organization
Cellular component (GO): neuron projection membrane
Source: RefSeq, a predicted model, not a curated record
GUAACAAUAACGGGUUCUCAGUAUGUAAACCGGACUGAUGACAUACAUUUAGUGUGUAAAGCAAAUGGUAUAGACAGAGCACCAGAAACUGUUGACUGGUUUUUCAAAGGCGAAAGAAUCAGUAUUUCAAGUCUGCAAUGGAAAACUCGAGUGCAGAUAGUAGAACGCUCGUUCCCCAAAGAACGUUUUUAUGUUAGUGAAUUAACAAUACAUCGUAGUACAGUUGGGGAUCAAGGAACCUAUGUGUGUCGGAGUUCUGAUUUAAAUAUUGGGAGUAUGAAAGUUCAUGUCUUUAAUGCAGGUAAUGAUGCAGGCACAAAAACACGCGACUCAACAAUUUCUGUGUUCGAGAAAGAGACUGCUGUUUUGACAUGUUCACUCACAGAUCCCGCUUUAUCUCAUUUUCAGCAGGUUAUAUGGAGGAAGGCUGGUUCUCCUUACCCAUUAACAAUAGGCGAAGAGGUUUAUACUAACGACAGCAGAAUUCACAUACAAAAGACUACACGAAAGUGGUCUCUUGUCAUACGAAACACUGUUCAAAGUGAUGGAGGAGUGUACCAAUGUACUGCAUCAGAUACGGAACAAGGGAGACAAAUGCGGAACAAUUUCACAUUAGAAGUGAAACCUGCGCCCGAGGAUGUAACUGUCACAACCCCAAUAUCCGCUCAACAGAUCCCCGUAAGAAUAUAUAUAAAAAGAAAUUAUUAUUGUAUGCGGAUGUUUCUAAAUUCAAAAUUUCUCCAUUUUCAUGUUUAAAUCUUGAAUUU